UAUGGAUAGGCUUGGAACUGUCGUCAAAUUGGGGGGGUUCGGCAUCGGUGGUUUCGUUCUCGUUGCCAUUGAUCAAUUGUCCCUGCACCUCAAGCGACCUCUACAAGCGACAACCUCCACAACAUCCAUCAAUCCUUCAUGUCAGCCCAGGUGGACGACACUGCACCUGGCGACAGCCACUUUGUCACGAUCAGCACGCCCAAAGCGAGCGUAGUGGAGACGUAUGAGACGGCGGCGGUCAGCAGUUCGCGGCCGUCGUCGCAGUCGAAAGCCAGGUCAUCCCUUCGCAAGGUGCCCAAGCUUGCAAUCGAGUGGAAAAUCGACGAGUUGACGGCCAAGAUCCAAAAGUCACGGCGGGUGGUUGAAACUAAAGUCAUUUUAAAGCAGGUGAACGGCGUCGCGUCCGCCGGUCAGCUCGUGGUGAUCAUGGGGCCUUCAGGGGCGGGGAAGAGUUCCAUGCUGGACAUCAUUGCUGGCCGCAACAAGGCGUUCAGCGGGCACGUCAAAGUGAACGGUCAACCGUGGACCCCCGAGCUCAACAAGCGCGCGUGCUACGUAAUGCAAGACGACGUGUUUUAUCACACGUUGACAGUGCAGGAGCACUUGCAGUUCCAGGCGCAGUUUCGGAUGGGCAACUCUUGCACCGCCGCCCAACGCCACGACCGCGUGCAGUACGUGAUUGACGAACUUGGCCUUCGAAAGUGCAAAGACACCCGCAUUGGCAACACCCAAGUGCGCGGGAUUUCCGGCGGCGAGCGCAAGCGGCUCAGCUUCGCCACGGAGAUUUUGACCAACCCGUCGCUGUUGUUUGUGGAUGAACCGACCAGCGGCCUGGACAGUUUUAUGGCCGAGAGCGUGGUCCAAAUCAUGCAAAAGCUGGCGCGCGAGGGCCGCACGAUCCUCGCGACGAUCCACCAGCCGUCGUCUGAGCUGUUUUCGCUGUUUGACCAGCUCUAUUUGCUGUCGAACGGACGAACAGUGUACUAUGGCCCCGCCGCCGACUCUGUCGCAUACUUUGCAUCGAUUGGGUACCCCUGCCCCAACUACAUGAACCCGACCGAUUACUUUAUGCGGCAAAUCAUCCAGCUCGAUGCCGAGGCGACGGCGCGCGUACACACGAUGGUGGAAAAGUGGCAGCAAACCGAAGCGUCGCGGAUGCUGGCGGCGCCCGAGACGGCCACAGCCGCCGAACUGGCGGCGUUUACCGAAACCAGGUUGGGCCUCGUGGGGCAGUUUGCCGUGCUGUGCAAACGCAACGUCACGCGUCUCGUGCGCGACCACAUGGCGUUCAAAGCGCGGCUGUUUCAAAGCCUGUUCAUUUCCGUGAUUGUGGGCCUGAUUUACCUCAACUUGACCAUGUCGCAGAGCGGGAUCCAGAGCUUUGGCGGCGUGCUGUUCUUCAUCACGAUCAACCAAGUGUUUUCGUCGGCCAACUCGGAAUUCCUGGCAGUUCCGUUGGAGUUGCCCAUCAUGUCGCGCGAGUACAAUGGCGGGUUGUACGGGUCGUCGAUCUGGUACUUUGCGAAAAACGUGUCGGAGCUGCCGUUCCAAGCAUUCUUUCCCAUGAUCUUUCUCAUCCCGCUGUACUUUAUGAUUGGGUUUGGGCCCCAGAACGCCACCGUCUUUUUUACGUUUUACGUGUUUCUCGUGCUGCUCAACUCGACCGCCACGGGCGUGGGGUACAUGGUCAGCUGCAUGGUGCGCCGCGCCGAUCUCGCCCCCGUCAUUGGCAUCGUGCUCAUCCUCCCGCUUGUGCUCUUUGGCGGCCUCUUCAUCAACACGGACAACACCCCCGACUACUUUAUCUGGCUCGAGUACAUUUCGCCCUUGAAAUACGCCUACCGUGGCGUCAUGCGGGCGUUUUGGUCCACCGUGCUUGACAUCCCAUGCGACCCCACGCGCGCCAACUGCGUGCACAAUGGCGCAGCGGUGCUCAAGAAUGCGUCCCUGGACAAAGCGUCCAUGGUCCUCGACGUCGCCGCCCUGCUCGGCCUCAACUUUGGAUUCCGGUUCAUCGGCAUGCUUUUCCUCGCCCGGAAUGUCAAGAAGCGCGACUAAAUAGGAUUGUACUACGACCCCCUGGGCUUGCAUUUCCUUCUUCCUACAUGCUUGUCACGGUCCUACUCUUAGUUGGUUGUAAUGAAAUAUAACGUUCUAAAUCGUUUAGA
Aphanomyces astaci is the source of this 2168-nucleotide messenger RNA. RefSeq lists its product as hypothetical. Lineage: Eukaryota; Oomycota; Saprolegniomycetes; Saprolegniales; Verrucalvaceae. Gene Ontology annotation, cellular component: membrane. The transcript has a single exon. Gene Ontology annotation, molecular function: ATP binding; ATP hydrolysis activity; ABC-type transporter activity. Bases 139 to 2058 code for a protein of 639 amino acids. The record is from RefSeq and is a predicted model, not a curated record.